Molecule: messenger RNA, 2991 nt
Organism: Spirodela intermedia
Lineage: Eukaryota; Viridiplantae; Streptophyta; Magnoliopsida; Alismatales; Araceae
Source: the annotation of a GenBank genome assembly
AUGGGCGGUUCCCACAGUCGGGAGGGCUUGGAGCUCUCUGAUUCCGACAACGAAGGGGCGAAUGAAGAAGAGAACCAGGAGACGGAGGAAGAGGAAGAAGAAGACGGAACUCCGUACAGAUCCGCGGAGAUGUCCACCGGAACGCCUACUCUGGAUGACGUCGAGGCCAGACUCAAAUCCCUAAAACUGAAGUAUGCUUCUGCCUCUUCCAACUCCCAGAAUGGCCACGCUAAUGCCGCCAAUGCGGCCAAGCUCUACCUUCAUGUAGGCGGAAACUCCCCGAACGCCAAAUGGAUUGUCUCCGAGAAGUUAAUCACCUACUCUUUCUGCAAGUCCUCCCGAUCUGAUGGCCCUGGGGCCUCCGACGAUGAAUCUGAUGGUGACGAAAGCGCGUCCGUCCAGUGGUUCUUGAAGAUCGGGACGAAGGUAAGGGCGAGGGUGGACCAAGGGUUGCAGCUAAAGACGUUCCCUGAGCAGCGGCGGGUGGAUUUCGUGGCUGCCGGCGUUUGGGCCCUGAAGUUCUUCAACCCCGAGGGUUACAAGGUGUUCCACAGCAAGUACCAGAGCUGCCUCUUUGAGAACACGUAUGGAAUGGAAGCCAACGAGGAUAACAGGGUUAAGAUUUAUGGGAAGGAAUUCAUGGGAUGGGCGAAUCCAGAGUUGGCUGAUGACUCGAUAUGGGAGGAUGCCGAGGAGAGCUUUGAGAAGAGUCCCCGCGCGACACCCUCAAAGGUUAAUCAUGGUCUGCUGAAGGAGUUUGAAGAGGCAGCGGAUGACGGUGGCGGUAUUCAGAGUCUUGCACUUGGCGCUCUGGAUAACAGCUUUCUGGUGAGUAAUUCAGGCAUUCAAGUUGUGAAGAACUUCAGCCACGGGAUCCACGGGAAGGGAGUGACAGUGAAGCUUGCGGAUAACGUCACCAGAGGUGGCGGCGGUGGCUUCGGCCUAGGGUAUUCCACUCCUAAGAAGGCACUUCUCAUGAGGGCUGAGACGAACAUGCUCUUAAUGAGCCCUGGAAUGAAUGGGAAGCCCCAUACAACUGGCGUCCACCAGCUUGACAUUGAAACGGGAAAAAUGGUCACACAGUGGAAGUUCGAAAAGGAUGGAACAGACAUAACCAUGAGGGACAUAACAAAUGACAGCAAGGGCGCGCAGAUGGACCCAUCGGAAUCCACAUUCCUGGGGCUGGAUGACAACAGGCUAUGCAGGUGGGAUAUGAGGGACAGGAAGGGAAUAGUUCAGAACCUUGCUAAUUCAAUGGAUACUCCCGUCUUAGAAUGGACACAAGGACACCAAUUUUCAAGGGGGACGAACUUCCAAUGCUUUGCUAGCACAGGUGAUGGGUCGAUUGUGGUGGGUUCUCUUGAUGGGAAGAUCAGGCUGUACUCUAAGAGCUCAAUGAGGAUGGCAAAGACUGCUUUCCCUGGUCUUGGGUCACCAAUUACUCAUGUGGAUGUUACCUUUGAUGGGAAGUGGAUAUUAGGCACAACCGACACCUAUUUGAUACUGAUAUGCACCGUGUUCAAGGAUAAAGAGGGGAGGGAGAAGACUGGAUUUAACGGUCGAAUGGGCAAUAGGAUCGCUGCUCCAAGACUGUUGAAGCUCACUCCACUCGACACUCAUCUAGCUGGGGCAAACAAUAAGUUUCACGGUGGCCAAUUCUCUUGGGUAGAUUUUCUCCGCUUUUCUUCAUGAUCGAGUUAUAACAUAUAUUAUGCUUUGUUUCUGCGUAAUGUCAUUCCUGUCUUAUGGUAAAAAAUGUUCUAUAUAAUAUCCAAUUUAUCUACAAAUGUAAAAUUUUCUUCAAAUCUGGAGUUUGCUAUGACUUUUGGAUGGGCCAAAUCAUUUAUAAUGAUCGAAGACCAUCAAGUUCUUGGAUCAUUAGUAGGAUCUUGUCACAGCUCAGCUUCACUGAGAGAAUUGGUCUACAGAUCCUUUUUUCCUUAUCUUGCUGCUUUGGUGUAUGCGUCUACUGUAUGCAUGUUUAAAUGGCAUGAGGGGAUGACAACUAUUCUCGAAUCUGUUCUUCUUGCACAAAGGGACAUUUUUUUUUCGUCCGAUCCACCUGUGUUUUUACCAUCAAAAGAGGAAUUACUUAGCGGACGGAAUGAAAUAUUACCUAGUCAGUUGGAUCCGUCCUCUAAUUCCUGUCGGUCUGAACUAUCAAUGGCAUAUUACAAGUGGGUCCCUCUCUGUGUCUACGAUAGUAUGGUCGACGCGAACUUCCCCGAAUCACAGAACAGCAGUGUGGUAUACCUCAUAAACCUCAGAAAAUGAAGAUGUUAUUUCCUGACGUGGGUAACCUGCAAGAGUCAACCAGCUUUAUUUCCUGACGUGGGUAACCUGCAAGAGUCAACCAGCUUUGCUCAACUAGUUGAUAUUAUUUACACGACCACUGACCCACAGUUGCUAAAUUUCAGCCAUUUCCUUUAUUGCUCGUUAAUGUUGCUCUUCCACAGUUGUUCUUCGUAUUCUUGAAAAGCAUCUGAAAUUCGAUGAGUAAACCGCAACUCUUAAACGUUGACUUGGGCUGGAACUUGAUGGGUGCAUGAUUAGAAUGCCAAAGAAUCCCGUGAAUGAAAUCCAAAGGUCAACGAUGGGCCAUUGUUCUGCUGAACAAAGAAAGUUUCCAUUUGCCGGUCAAAAUUAUCAGUAAUGUUUUUCAGGAAUCUCUAUUUGAUGCGCGAUUCAUCCACACCUUCCCCCUUUCAGGUCACGGAGAAUGGGAAGCAAGAGCGCCACCUCGUCGCGACGGUCGGAAAGUUCAGCGUCAUUUGGAACUUCCAACAGGUGAAGGACAGCCACCACGAGUGCUACCGCAACCAGGAAGGGCUGAAGAGCUGCUACUGCUACAAGAUCGUCCCCAAGGAGGAGUCCAUCGUGGAGAGCCGGUUCAUGCACGAGAAAUUUGCAGUCAGUGACUCCCCCGAGGCCCCUCUGGUCGUCGCCACUCCCAUGAAAGUCAGCUCUUUCAGCAUAAGCAGCCGUCGCUGA